UUUUCCUCCAUCAUCACAGCUAAAGCCGCGAGGGGUGGAGCUGCUGUGCACCCGGAGGAAGGUGUAGGUAGUGCGCACUCAAGUGAGGUCGCUCUCAUGUCACUAAUGGCCCCGAGGAGACGGAGAAAGUAAUUUUCAACUGCAGUUCACAAAGAAAGUAGUGAAUAGUUUUACUCAAGAGAAAACACUUCGGAGAAUAUAAGAAACAGAGGCCGCGGGGCUGAUCAUUCACUCUCACAAUGUCUGAUGGGGACUACGAUUACCUCAUCAAAUUCCUGGCUCUGGGUGACUCUGGUGUAGGAAAGACCAGCUUCCUGUACCAAUACACAGAUGGCAAAUUCAACUCCAAGUUCAUCACUACAGUGGGCAUCGACUUUAGAGAAAAACGUGUGGUUUAUAAAUCCGGUGGUCCUGAUGGCUCUUCAGGUAAAGGACAAAAGAUCCACAUGCAGCUGUGGGACACUGCAGGCCAAGAGAGAUUUCGCAGUUUGACUACAGCAUUCUUUCGGGAUGCAAUGGGUUUUCUCCUUCUGUUUGACCUCACAAAUGAACAGAGCUUCUUGAAUGUCAGAAACUGGAUGAGUCAGUUGCAAAUGCAUGCAUACUGUGAAAAUCCAGACAUCGUUUUGUGUGGGAACAAGUGCGACCUCUCCGAUCAGAGGGCGGUCAGUGAAGAAGAGGCCCGAGAGCUGGCUGAGAAAUACGGAAUCCCCUACUUUGAAACCAGUGCUGCCAAUGGUGAAAACGUGAGCCAGGCUGUGGAUGUUCUGUUGGAUCUAAUCAUGAAAAGAAUGGAGCGGUGUGUGGACAAGUCCUGGAUCCCAGAUGGGACGGUUCGAGCAAACGGAAACGCAAACGCAGACCUGUCAGAAACUCAAGAUAAAAACAAGUGUACGUGUUAAACAAAGAACUGCUUCCACCACUGGUUCAUUAGAAAACAGCCAAGUUCAAGAUUUCACCAAGUGUCUUUAUGUACAUUUUACAUAAGAAUGUAUUUGUAUGCUGCAAUGUGUGGCAAUACACAUUCUGUGCCUAUUGAAGGGGGGCAUUUUUAUUACAGGUCAUAUGCAUCAUUUGAAAAGCUUUGUAUUUUUGGGACUGGUGGAUAUUUAUUUCUUGUGAAGGUGUAUACUUUUUCUUUCAUGCCUUAAACAUGGUGCCUAUACUGGAUGCUUUAUUACAAUUAAAAGUGUUUUGUUUUGUUUUUUAAAUCCAACUGCAAAUAUUUUAUUACACAAUAUUUAUACUUCUUAUGUGUCCACUGUUGGGCAUCCUUGUAGACUCUGCUGCGAGUAAUGGUUCUGUGUUUGACUGAACUGCCCUCUAUGCUGUAAUAUAUGCAUUUGUUCAAAAUCUAAGAUAAAUCUCGCCAUGUCUUGCAUUUAGGAAAUGAAAAAUUGUCAACAGCACCCUCUAUCUGCAGCACAGUCCAAUCUGUAUUAAAUUAGAAUUGAAAUUUUAUAAUAAGCCACUCUCUUAUAAACUAAACUAAAUAUUAGAACAUUGUUAAGUACUGGGGGACAUAUGGCUAAAUUAAGACAUAGAAGAAGAAAUCAACAGAGGUAAAAUUAAGGAUUGGAACUCUCUAAGGCUGUAAUGAAUAUGGAUAGAAUGUGAAUAUUUUUAUUGGCUGUAAAUAAGAUCUGUGUGGCUACGAAUAAAUGUAUAAUAUAGUAAUAAAUGUAAUUUAUAUGUUA
Boleophthalmus pectinirostris (great blue-spotted mudskipper) is the source of this 1697-nucleotide messenger RNA. It is a transcript of the gene rab27a, whose product is annotated as RAB27A, member RAS oncogene family. Gene Ontology annotation, cellular component: melanosome; secretory granule. Gene Ontology annotation, biological process: positive regulation of exocytosis; melanosome transport. The record is from RefSeq and is a predicted model, not a curated record. The transcript has 6 exons. Bases 240 to 902 code for a protein of 220 amino acids. Gene Ontology annotation, molecular function: GTP binding; GTPase activity. Lineage: Eukaryota; Metazoa; Chordata; Actinopteri; Gobiiformes; Gobiidae.